UAUUAUAUGUCAUAACCCUUAUUAUAAGCUAUAGUUUGCGUUUAGGCCACAACCAAAUAAUUUAAUGAAGGCAAUGAUAUCUUAGCUUUCCCUCAUCAUAUUAUUGAUCUUGCUUCUUCAUUGCUAAGACCAAAAUGAGAGGAAAUUAAAGGAACCUAUUCUUUAAACAAGGCAUGCCUUCUUUUAAUAAUUACUUUCAACACCCCCACCUUCUCCUUCUCUUUCACAACCAUGGAAGAAGAUUGGAACAUGCUUGCUGCUGAUUGUGUUGUCAUAUCAUGCUGCUGCCAAUGCUUGGUUCUGCAAAUUCUUGUGCUUGUAUUGCGAAAGAUGGUGAGAAAAACAAGAGAAUAUGGUAAGAAAAUAUUUUGUCAAAGGAAGGGGAAUUAUAGAGGGGUGCAAAGAGAAAUGGGGUCUUAUAAAGAUGUGGUUUUGAGAAUUCAAGAAGAUUAUGCACUAAAAGAUGAUGAUGUACACAAUUGUGGUUGUUGUAUGGUUGAAGUUGAGAAAGUAAUGGAGGAACUUUGUGAGAAAGGAGAGUUUGGAUUUGGAAGCUUUUGGGGUAGGAAAGAGCCAUGGGGUUUUCCUCAAGUUGUUAAUGAUCAUUAUGAUGAUAGUUUUGUAAGAUAUCAAAUAAUUGAUUUGGGACCAACAUAGUGUGACGGUUGAUAGAUAACUGAAUCUCUUAAGCAUGUGGUAAUUAGUUCGAUCUUUAGUUGAUAUGUAUAGAAGAGUAUUUGUUGAGAGAUCUCAACCAUUUAAAUGAAUCUUCGUACUUUAGAAAAUUAAAUGAUUUGGUUGGUUCCUUCAGCUAUGCUUAACAUUGCCACAUAUAUACAAAAAAAGAUUAUUCUA
This is a messenger RNA of Medicago truncatula (barrel medic), 855 nucleotides long. RefSeq lists its product as uncharacterized. The coding region runs from base 232 to 657 and encodes 141 amino acids. Lineage: Eukaryota; Viridiplantae; Streptophyta; Magnoliopsida; Fabales; Fabaceae. The transcript has a single exon. The record is from RefSeq and is a predicted model, not a curated record.